Messenger RNA from Durusdinium trenchii, 750 nucleotides. The record is from the annotation of a GenBank genome assembly. Lineage: Eukaryota; Dinophyceae; Suessiales; Symbiodiniaceae.
AUGGAUAUUGUUGGUUCUAUGAUGGACAUCAAAAUGAAGUUCAAGCUACUGCGACAUAGGUGCGCAGCUGCCUUCGAAUGGGUUGGAAUUCUUCCAGUCACCUUCAUAACGCUCGCGAUGCUUCUUCUGCCAACAGUGAUGCCCCGUGCGAUUCUCCGGGUCUCGUUUCACCAGAAGGCAGUGAGAUGGUAUUUUGAAGCUGGCUGGUUGUGGAAAGAAGACACGGCCGAGCUUUCCAGAAGAGGUUGCGAUAUCCUUUACUUUGCCGAGUCUCACUGCUCAUGUGCAGAUGACAUUGUCGCAGGCAUCAUGGAAGCCCGCACCGAGACAAUCUAUGCAGAUAAAGACUGGAAAGUCAUCAAGGAUCCAAAGAUGACAGCAAAUAGCAUGCACUACACUGCGUGGUCGAGUCACCGAGAGCUACGCACUGCUGCCGAGUUGCAUCAAAGGCAUGUGCCCCUUCUCCGGAAACUGCUGCGCGAGGGCAUUGCAGCAGUGCUGACAGCACAUCCAGAUCUCAGGAGUGAAUCUGAAGUGGCUGUGUUUAUGCACUUUCCGCCCAACAUCUUCCGCCUGCAUGUACAUUUCGUUCCGACAAACAGGACGAUGUGGGCGCCACGAGAAGAAGUUAUCCAACUGAUUCCACUGCUGGAGUCUUUGCAAGAGGCUUCUCCAAGUCCUGUGCUUUACCCUCCGACGAGGCGAGCUACGUUUUGGCACCGCCCUUUGAGCUGCAAGUCAUGGGGCUGA